UGGAGGGGUUUAUAAGGCAGCGCGAGGAGGCCACACGCCACUCCGACUCAAACACUUCAGACCACAAGCAGCAAGACUCCGAAGCCGAGAGUACAAGUACCAACCGCGACAGCAGAAAAAGCAGACCGAGAAAAGCGAGCCUCCGGAGCUCCGCGUUCGUUCUUUGCCCGUUAUUCGCUCGCUCGCUUUCGCUGGAAUACAGAAGCAGCCGAAGCAGCAUUAGAAGAGGUUGGUAGUAAACUCUCUGGAGUUUGGUCAGAGUCGCUUUGUGCCGUUGCGCUUGUGGAAGUGAAGUGCACCGAGACUUGGACAUCCAGCCCGGGACGUCUGGACGCGUUGUGACCCGUUCCCGCAUCCCAGCAUUCCCGCGGAAGACUUUGAGACUGUCGGAUGGAGAGCGCUUGUUAGACACGCUAGAGUACCUCAGUAACAGAUAUGGCUCCUACUAUCUAGUUAAGAAUCAAACCCUCCAUCCACAUUUACCGUAGUAAAAAGUUCAAACCCCUGCCAUAUCAAAGAAGCCCAGUUAACUCCUAUCAAAGGGUCCACCCGUCCUCCUGAAGCGAGAACAUGGAGUGGUGGUUCGUCUCAUUGGCGCUGUGCGCUUGUAUGUGCGUGAUGUUCGCCCCGGGCAUCUCCACUCCCUCUGGGCCAGCAUCCGCCACCUGUGCCACCCUGGAGCAAAGCCGCUUCUUCGGUGUGUUCUCCUCUAAGACCGCCCUGUCGUCAGCGCCGUGCUCCUGGACCCUGCAGAACCCCGAUCCUCGCCGCUACACCGUCUACAUGAAGAUCACCAAGCCUACCGAGUCCUGCACCCCACGACAGAUCCGGACCUUCCAGUUCGACUCAUUCCUGGAGACCUCUCGCACAUACCUGGGCAUGGAGAGCUUCGACGAGGUGGUCCGACUGUGCGACGCUUCCUCCGCGGUGGCCUACCUGGAGUCCAGCAAACAGUUCCUGCAGGUGCGGAAGGUGAUACCAAGUCUUGGUAUGGAGCCCGGGGAGGAAGACGAAGGGAACAACGAAGGCAGCCAGUUCAACGCUGAGUUUCUAGUCGUGGGGAAGAGGAAUCCGAGUAUGCCAGCCUGUGAGAUGCUGUGUCAGUGGCUGGAAGAUUGCCUAGCAACCAGUACCCACGGAAACCCCUGCGGCAUCAUGAUGACCCCCUGCCAGUGUUGGGAACCGCCCAAGAGGAAGACAGCUGGCUGUUACAGGGGUGGAGUCUACACCGAGAAGUGCUCGCCCACCGUUAGAGACAGCAACCGCGACGCCGAGAUCAUGAAAGGCUGGAACGGGUGGGGCCGCUGGUCCGAGUGCAGUAACGAGUGCGGCGGUGGAGUCCAGGUGCGCAGCCGUGCGUGCCAGCCUGAGGAUGGUGUCUGUGAGGGCGUCGUAGAGGAGGGACGGGCCUGCAACCCUCAGCCCUGCAUCGGUCAAGUCCGACAGAGAAGUCAAGGUCUGCGUUCCAUCAUCGGCCAGCGGCGUGAUUCUGAUGGCACCAUCAUGGCAAACCAGGCCCCUCAUAAAGAAGAGGUCCAGCAGGACACGUGGUCUUCAUGGAGCGUGUGUUCCGUGAGUUGUGGUGAAGGCUUGCAAUCUCGCUCACGCUCCUGCAUGACGUCCACUUACAGCACCCAGUGCACCGGCCCUUUGAGAGAGAAUAGACCCUGCAACAACACCGCCGCCUGCCCAGUGAACGGAGCGUGGGACGAAUGGGCUCCCUGGAGUUUAUGCUCGUCCACUUGCGGUCGUGGAUACCGUGAUCGCGUCCGUACCUGCAAACAGCCUCAGCACGGCGGAGAACCCUGCCGCGGACCUGUCAAACAGACCAAGUUCUGCAACAUCGCUGUCUGCCCAGUUGACGGCUACUGGAACGACUGGUCCGCAUGGACUCCUUGCUCUGCCUCUUGCUCAAAUGGAACGAUGCAGAGAACUCGUGAGUGUAACGGCCCCUCGUACGGAGGCUCGGAGUGCAGAGGAGAAUGGCAAGAAACCACCAACUGCUUCCUCAGAGAUUGCCCAGUGGACGGGAGAUGGCUGUUGUGGAGCUCAUGGGGCAGUUGCAGUAAGUCCUGCGGUGGAGGCCAUCAGCUCAGACAGAGAGUGUGUGAAGGACCUUUCUUUGGUGGAGAGCCAUGCAAUGGAGAUAAAUCAGAACUGAGAAACUGCAACGAGAAGCGGUGCCCAGAACCUCACGAGAUCUGCGGAGAGGAGAACUACGGCAGUGUGGUGUGGAAGAAAACGCCCGCGGGCGACACGGCUGCCGUGUCUUGCCCUUCUGAUGCCACAGGCCUGAUCCUCCGCAGAUGCACACUGGACGCCGUGGGUCUGGCCUUCUGGGAGAACCCCACUCACAUCAAAUGCAUCUCCAAGGAAUUCCAGGACAUCCAGACCCUGAUGCGUGAUCACAUGACUCGGUCUCAGAGCGGUCAGCUGGUUGAUGGCGUGUCUGAGGUGCUGUCUAAAGUGAGGAUGGUGUCGACUGACAAUAUGAAGUACAGCGGCGACCUGCUGGCUGUGAUGGAGGUCCUGAGGAACGGCACGGAGAUCUUCAGAGGCUCAAAGAUGAGCCUGAGCAAUGCAGAUGUGGAGAAUUACGCUCACACCAUCAGUAACUUACUGCAGGAGACACACCGAGAGAAAUGGAACGAAGCUCAACUGAUGGGCGCAAACAUCAAGGAAUUCUUCAGUCUGAUCGAGAGCUUCAUUGACAUGAUCGGACGUCAGAUGAGAGAUUUCCAGGACAUCUAUGAGAUCACAGACAAUCUUGAGCUCAGCAUCCAGAAGCGUCCACGAACCAUGACCUCUGAUGUGACCUUCCCCCUGAAGGGCUGGCGUGGGAUAAUCGAUUGGGUGCGCAAUUCAGAAGAGAAAGUCACAGUGUCCCGCAGAGCUCUGAGUCUAGACGUGCCAGAUGCUGAGCAGAGCACUGGGUUUGUCACCGGGAUCGUUCUCUACAGAAAUCUGGCUCCCAUCCUGUCUUUCCAGAGCAACAGCACGCUGCUCAACUCGAAGGUCGUCAUGGUAACGGUGAAGCCCAACCCUGGCUUCCUGUCGGCACCUGUUGAGAUCGACUUCCCUCACCUGCACAAUGGCACUGUGAACGAGACCUGCAUCGCCUGGGACGAGAGCGAGAGCGCGUCUCUGCUCGGCUCCUGGUCCGCGCGCGGCUGCAGAUCUGUGUCGCGCGACUCCAGCACCACAUGCGUGUGUGACGGACUGUCCACAUUCGCCCUGAUUGCGCGACCGAACCCCGAUCUGAACAUGGAUAAGUCUCUGUUGCCGUCGGUUACGAUGAUUGUGGGUUGCGGAGUGUCGUCCCUCACCCUCCUCCUCCUCCUCAUUAUCUACGUCUCUGUGUGGAAGUACAUCCGUUCUGAGCGCUCAGUGAUCCUGAUCAACUUCUGUCUGUCAAUCAUCUGCUCCAAUGCCCUCAUUCUGAUCAGUCAGACGCAAGUGCGCAACAAGGUCAUGUGUGCCUUGGUGGCGGCGUUCCUGCAUUUCUUCUUCCUGUCCUCGUUCUGUUGGGUCCUGACAGAGGCGUGGCACUGCAUUAUUGACAGCAUGUGCAGUGUUGAGCCUUCACUGACGUCUUUCUGUAGAGAGCUGGGUAAGAAAUACUGUACACACCCGAUUAAACGGCCCGAGUACUCCAGCCACACGCUCACCCUGCGGAGAGAGAAAGGUCGCGGAGUCGACCCAUCCUGUGGCAAACCUGUGUACGUGUGCAACAGCGAGCUCUUCAAGCAGCUGGAUGCCGAUCUGGCCCUCGCUCAGGCCGAGAGCGUCUGUUCGGAUGGCAGCAGUUAUGUGCUCCUGCCCAACACCACCUCCACCCUUCGUGCCAAACCCAAGGACGACUCCAGCGGCUCCAGCAAAUACAACAUCAGCACUGAGCUCCCGCAGGCCCGUCUCAUGCAUCUGAGCGGAACCUACGCCGAACCUCAAGCCGCCUACGCCGUCAAGACUCUCCCCGCCGACCGCGUCAGCGUAUCGUAUUCGGAGCGAGACUCGCCCAUUCAGAACAUCCACAACAUCUCCAGCGAGAGUCACGUGACCAGCAGUCUGGGCGACACCUUCGACUCCAUGAACUCCAUGAUGUCCAAGAGCGAAACCAUCUCCACCUUGUCCAUGAGUUCUUUGGAGGUCAGUGAGGGGAGGCAGAAAUCUCGUUACGCAGAACUGGAUUUUGAGAAAAUCAUGCACACACGGAAACGCCAUCAGAACAUGUUCCAGGACCACAACAGGAAGACGCAUCAUGCUGAGAAGGACAGGGAGUCUCCGGCGUCCGACAGCAAGUCCGUCAGAUGGAGUGUUUCCUCUGCUGGAAGCGACAAGACAAACCACAGCGAUAAGCAGCAGGGAGCAAUGGAUCGGUCCUGGGAGAGCAUGAGCAGGUCACAGGCGUCUCCUCCUGCCUGGGUCCGGAAGGACAUGGAGCCGUUGCAGGCAUCUCCUCCGGAUCUCCAGGGCGUGGAAUGGGAGAAGGCCGGAGCGACCAUACCUCUGGUGGGCCAAGAUAUCAUCGACCUGCAGACAGAGGUUUGGAGCAGCAGUGACUGUGUAGCCUUGGACUCUUUGAGGACGAGCUGUUGUUUCCUCCUCCACUCCAUUGGAUCAGACCACUGUGUUCCCUCCAUUCCCACCAGCGGCUCUUUCUACGGCCUUGUGAACGAAGCCCCAGCACACGUUAUGGGCUCCUGCCCACCUGUGAACUUCCGCAGCGCCGGCGGGAGAAAUUCCCAGUGCAGUAGUUAUGCCAAACAAUAG
Molecule: messenger RNA, 4770 nt
Organism: Sinocyclocheilus anshuiensis
Lineage: Eukaryota; Metazoa; Chordata; Actinopteri; Cypriniformes; Cyprinidae
Product: brain-specific angiogenesis inhibitor 1-like
Exons: 27
Coding region: 571-4770 (1399 amino acids)
Biological process (GO): G protein-coupled receptor signaling pathway; negative regulation of angiogenesis; cell surface receptor signaling pathway
Cellular component (GO): plasma membrane
Molecular function (GO): G protein-coupled receptor activity
Source: RefSeq, a predicted model, not a curated record